Molecule: messenger RNA, 1296 nt
Organism: Solanum verrucosum
Lineage: Eukaryota; Viridiplantae; Streptophyta; Magnoliopsida; Solanales; Solanaceae
Product: lipid phosphate phosphatase 2-like
Exons: 7
Coding region: 14-985 (323 amino acids)
Biological process (GO): phospholipid metabolic process
Molecular function (GO): phosphatidate phosphatase activity
Source: RefSeq, a predicted model, not a curated record
GUUAGUUGGUAAAAUGCCAGAGAUUCAGUUGGGCGCCCAUACAUUCAGAAACGAGGGAGUGGAAGUAGCAAGAUUUCACAUGCAUGACUGGCUUAUUCUCUUCCUACUUGUGGUGAUAGAUAUAGUUUUAAAUGUGAUAGAACCGUUUCAUCGUUUUGUUGGAUCUGACAUGAUGACAGAUUUAAGAUACCCUUUGAAAGACAAUACCAUUCCCUUUUGGGCUGUUCCAAUUAUUGCUAUAAUCUUACCUUUGCUAGUCAUACUUGUCUUUUACUUCAUCAGAAAGGAUGUCUACGACGUGCAUCAAGCUAUAUUAGGAUUGUUGUACUCUGUACUCAUCACCUCUGUUCUUACUGAUGCAAUAAAAGAUGCCGUUGGUCGACCCCGUCCAGACUUCUUUUGGCGGUGUUUCCCUGAUGGAAAAGGGGUGUUUGAUCCAAUCACAAGCAAUGUCAAAUGUACUGGCUUGAAAAGUGUUAUCAAAGAAGGACAUAAGAGUUUCCCAAGCGGACAUAGUUCUUGGUCUUUUGCUGGUCUUGGCUUCCUCGCUUGGUACCUGUCAGGGAAAAUCAAGGUGUUUGAUCAAAGAGGCCAUGUUGCUAAGCUCUGCCUUGUUUUCUUGCCCUUGCUGAUGGCGGCAUUAGUCGCAGUUUCCCGGGUUGAUGAUUACUGGCACCAUUGGCAAGAUGUAUUUGCUGGAGGUCUCUUAGGAUUGAUUGUGGCUUCAAUUUGUUACCUACAAUUCUUUCCCCCACCAUAUGAUAUAGAUGGUAGGAUGCCCCAUGUGCAUUUACAAAGGUUGGCGGAACAGCGAACUGGUACACAAUCUAUGUCGAAUAAUCCAGGUUGUCUUACUAUAAGGCAACCCGAAGUUGAUAGUAUGUAUGUUCAACCUGAACAUGGCAUUGCCGUAUCAGAACACAGUGCCCGUGAGACCGGACCAAUCUUUGAUGACGACGUUGAAAGUGGCAGAUGGAGGCAUUGACUAAAUGUUACAUCAUUCGUGCAUUUACUGUAUAUAUCAGAAUAGGUAUUCUGCACUCUGUUAGUCCUCUCAUCAAACAGGUAGAUUUUUUCAGGGGUUGCUUGUUUUUCCAUUUCUGUGAAUUUCUACCUUCUGUAAUUUUACAUUCAUUUGUUAGAUUUGACUUCAAGAACUUGAUGUGCUAACUGGUUAAUACCAAGAUCUCAAGUAAUUUCCGUGUUUUCGUUCAUUAAUAGACGAGAUAAAAUGUGAUGUGUAGACAUGACAUUGCAAAACUAUUAUGACGGCCUUAUGGCCUGUGUUUAUGAGCA